This is a messenger RNA of Dentiscutata erythropus, 366 nucleotides long. NCBI's taxonomy places the organism in Eukaryota, Fungi, Glomeromycota, Glomeromycetes, Diversisporales, Gigasporaceae. The record is from the annotation of a GenBank genome assembly.
AUGGAAACAUAUAAUCUUAAUAAAGAGAUACGCCGCAUUUUACAAGACUCAUCCAAGAUACGAGACUAUAAUGCUAAGUUGAGAAAUAAAUACAUAAAGAUCAAUGAUGAGGCCAGACGGUUGAAGGAAGUGAAAUCGCUUCAAUCUGUGAUUAAUUCAUUACCUCCAGGAUACUUUGAUAAGAAUAAUCGGCCAGAUGGUCCCGAGAGGACAGAUUCAUAUGUAAAAAGUGGUGGCAAAAAAAAUAAUGAGCCAGAGAGCUCUAGCGCUUCUUCAGAACAAAUCAUACCUGCUACUAUUUCUAAAGAAAAGAUUUCAUUAGGUGGUGUGAAGAACUCUAUCGAUAUAGACAAAUUACUAACAUUG